GUGAAGAACGCAGCCUCUGGACAGCUGUGCCCUGUCAAGCAAGCAAAUGAUUGGAAUGACAUCUCUGGCAAAAUGUGGCGUUAAUAGUUAUUACGAUGGACUAAUCGAGGAUUGUCAGCCUUGCUCCAUUAGAUGCAAGUCUCCCCCCUCUAUCUGUGUGACAUAUUGUAAAUCUACAACAUCGUCUGCUAAUGAAGCUGGAGCAAACCGAAAUAUUCGAGUAAUCCUCAUAGUGUUAUUUGUGUUCCUUGGCGCUUUCAUUACACUGACUUUAAUUCAGGUUGUACGCAGAAAGGCCUGCAGACCAGUCAUCAAAGCCAAAGCUCAACAACAAGAAACAUCAGAAAGUGAUGGAGGUUCUGAGACAACUGAGAAGUCGGAUGAUGGAUCACCUGACAUGGAAGAUGGCACAUGCAAAACUCACUGCAACACCAGCCUUCCACUUCCCUCCACAGAAGAGGGCACCACCAUGUUAGUCACCACAAAGACAGUGCAGACAUAUAACUGCAGAACUCAAUAUACAGAGGAUGUAACGUUAGGCGUCUGGAGAACUGAAAUGGUAUAAGAAGUACCUGAACAAUAUACAAUUAUGCAGUCUCUAAAAUACAACAAAACUGCAAAUUGCACAGAAAGAUGCAUGACGUUUACAUAUUUUAUUCAGUUCUUCUUGGCCUUCAGCUGUGCCAAAUCCUGCUGCUGGAGCUCUUUUUCAUCUCAGGCUCUGAUUCGUUUAGCUUCGCUUCAGUCUUUAGAUGUUUUUGAAGAGGCUGAAUAUCUGGAUCAGGUAUAAUGUGUUUGGGGAUGACCUAAACUAAGCAGGACAGUAAAUCUCCAGCAGCACUAAUGGGCACUGCUGAAGUCUGCUAUAAACUGAGUAUACUACCUGUGAUUCCACAUCCUGUGGAAAGGGAAUGUAGGCUGCUUGUGCAUUGUGUAACCUCUUGAUGAUCAUGAUAAUGCUUAUCUUUGAACCCUGACUGACAAUGGAUCCAUUUACCAUUUACAGAGAAUAUUGUUAGUUUAACUGCUUCGGGGAUAAUCAGAUUUACAACAGUAUUUUAUAUAUAUAUAUAU
This is a messenger RNA of Pangasianodon hypophthalmus (striped catfish), 1074 nucleotides long. Its product is annotated as tumor necrosis factor receptor superfamily member 17. The transcript is spliced from 4 exons. Lineage: Eukaryota; Metazoa; Chordata; Actinopteri; Siluriformes; Pangasiidae. The coding region runs from base 47 to 565 and encodes 172 amino acids. The record is from RefSeq and is a predicted model, not a curated record. Gene Ontology annotation, biological process: tumor necrosis factor-mediated signaling pathway. Gene Ontology annotation, molecular function: signaling receptor activity.